UGCUCAUAAUUCAGUUCAAUUUCAAGUCGCGAGAUGAUAAGUAAAUUGUUUUUAAUAUUCCCUCUGCUGUUUGUUCCGGCUUGGGCUGCAUUUGGAACCCAGGUGGUCAGCUAUGACAACAAACGGAUGCUUAAGCUGAUUGAGGACCUCAAUGGAACCGUUUCCGAGCAGCUUUCCCUGGUGGCAGCCACUUGGGGCAAGCUGAGAGUAGACUUCCCCAGGGAUGUGGCCAAGAUCGAGGACUUGGACGAGACCCUGCAGCAGGUGGUGUGUCGAAAGGAGAGGAAUGUCACAGUUCGUCAUCAACUCCAGGGAUAUCUUAUUCGCGAGCAGAUCCGCGAACAUCUAGAGAUCCUGAACACCACGGAUAUGUUCCAGCAAGCCUUGGCCUCAGAGGAGCAUGAACUGGGAAAAUGGCAGUUGGCUAUAGGCAAGCAUUCCCAGAAACUCCAUUGUCUCUUCAAGCCAGACCAAAUGAUUAGGAUCCUGCAAAGAGUUCUUCGCCGAGUUUACACCUUGGAGGGUUCCAGCAAGCUGGCUGCUUUCUUCUACCAACUCUACAUGGCUGGCAAUCGGGCGUCUUACAUUUCAAUGGUUCAAGCGGAAUUGAUGCUAUACGAGCGCUUUAAGAACGGUGGCCAAAAUAACCAGGAGUUCUCCGGCUACAUGGCCAAACUUUGGCAGAGUCUUCAAUUGGAGGAGUUUUAUUCAGGCCUGGAUCAAAAUACAAAACAACGCCUGGUGGAUGCCAUUAUUGAUCUACUGAAAUUCCUCUAGAACCAACCCAUUUAGACUUUAGUUUUGUGAACUUUAUUCGGUGUGUUUUGUGUAAUCAAGGGCUUUAAUACCUUGAUUUGAAUUGAGUUUUCUUUUUGUUUGUCUAGCAUCUGUGACAAAUACAUAGGUGAAGGCUUGUGGUCCUUACAUUAAAAUAUCAUGUUGUACAUAGA
Drosophila gunungcola (fruit fly) is the source of this 950-nucleotide messenger RNA. RefSeq lists its product as uncharacterized. The record is from RefSeq and is a predicted model, not a curated record. The transcript has a single exon. NCBI's taxonomy places the organism in Eukaryota, Metazoa, Arthropoda, Insecta, Diptera, Drosophilidae. The coding region runs from base 34 to 777 and encodes 247 amino acids.